Molecule: messenger RNA, 744 nt
Organism: Aureococcus anophagefferens
Lineage: Eukaryota; Pelagophyceae; Pelagomonadales; Pelagomonadaceae
Exons: 3
Source: RefSeq, a predicted model, not a curated record
GUGUACAAGGGUGAGCUUGUCGGGGGAAAGUUUCACGGAAGUGGAUCUUUUUUGCAUAAGACAGGGGGCGCCUACAGGGGAACAUAUAAGCAUGGAGAGAUGCAUGGUCUUGGUACUCGAACUUUUGCCAAUGGAUCUGCGUAUGAGGGGGCGUUCAUCGAUGGCGCCAUGCAUGGCGAGGGUAUGAUGCACUGGGCCAAUAAAAAUCAAUAUGUCGGCAUAUGGAAGGAUAACAUGCCCCACGGUCGUGGGGUGGUUAUGUAUGGGUAUGGUGACAGAUUUGAGGGCCUUUUUUUCAAAGGUGCCUUUUUUGGGAGAGGUCGUUACACCUGGUCUGACGGUGGUUUCUACGAAGGCGCAUAUCUUGAUCAAGGCCGGCGGCCUCAUUCAACGUCAAGUGGCAAACGUAAUGGGUAUGGCAUGCGAUGGUGGGUUAGUGGGAAUCGCUAUGAAGGUGAAUGGCUUGAUGACCAGAUGGAGGGUCUUGGUAAGUUGAUUGGGUCGAACGGAUCGGUCUAUACCGGUCCGUUUCGCCAAAACCAAAAAUCUGGUUGGGGCAAGGAACAGUACAUUGGAGGACUGAACGGGCUCUAUCGUCCCCUGAAAUACACUGGAGCCUGGGUCAACGGAAAACGCAUGGGACCCGGUGAGCUUCGGAUGAUGGAUGGGGUAUGUCUUGAAGGCCACUUCGAGGAUGGUCUCCUCGAGGGUCACGUCGAUGUUUUGUUCCCAGAUGGUGGCAAG